AUGGACAGCAAUGGUACGCAUGCCAAGGACAAGAGGGCCGACAGCGACGCCAAGUCCAAGGACAAUACUCCAAGCGCCGCCAAUACGCCCACCGAUACCAAUAAGAGCCCUAGGAAGAGGCGCAAGGUGAAUCAUGCCUGCGUAUACUGCCGCCGAUCUCAUAUGACGUGUGAUCUCCCCAAGACCUCUAAUCAUGCAGCUGCACGUGACGAAUCAGACGGCCAGACUGAGUUGUCGCGGAAUUCGAUAGAUCGAGGUACCAAUGCGAUGGUACCGCCUUCGUUCGAUUCCAGCAGGCCGUCUCAGGGGACCAAGCCAGGUUUUGGCCCGCUUGGCCAAGGCAACCCUCUCCAGCUUGUGUCACCGAGCCCGGUCUCAGGUGGGCAGGCCUCCGUGGCCGGUUUCUCUGAUGCAUGGCUAACGGCACAAAAUCAAUUCCACGACAUGCAUCACUUCAACCCCCAGUAUAUGCUUCCCCAAGAAGUCACUCAUGAGUUCAACCUGCUCAACGACUUCCUGAACACGAGUUUGCUGGAUGAAAAUGGGACUUUGACGGACGAGCAGAGUAUAUACAGGAACCAGUCGCAGUCUGGCCAGGUGGACAUGGUAGGCUUUCUAGGUAACCCCCUACCACCUAGUGCGAUGGAGGCGGGAUCCAUGCUUCCUCCAAAUUCGGAGCGAAAUGCGAUUCCCAGACCGAGAAGCGCCGCGCCGCCAGACAAGACACGGGAAUUCUAUCUUCAAGCUGCAGAUCCGUCUGGGAAUGACACGCCGGAAGCACGUAUGCAACGAGUACUGAAGGCCAAGUACGAUGCGGGCCUACUCAAACCCUUCAACUACAUCAAGGGAUAUGCACGGCUUUCCAGUUACAUGGAUGGCCAUAUUGCACCGGCGUCGAAACAGAAGAUUUUACGGCAACUGGACCGCUUCCGUCCGAAAUUUCGCGAGAAGAUGCAAGGACUUACGGAUAUGGAGCUUGUUUACGUCGAGAUGUGGUUUGAAAGAUCGCUUAUGGAAUACGACCGUGUCUUUGCAUCGAUGGCUGUCCCCGCGUGCUGCUGGAGGAGAUCCGGAGAGAUAUUUAGAGGCAACAAGGAGAUGGCGGAGCUCAUUCAUGUGCCUGUGGAGCGGUUACGAGACGGCAAAUUAUCUAUACACGAAGUCAUGACGGAAGAGUCGCUCGUCCGGUACUGGGAGGAGUUCGGUACCAUCGCCUUUGACCCAGCACACGAUACGCUCCUGACGGCGUGCGCGCUGAAGAACCCCGACGACCGCUCUAACGACCCCACUGUCAAUUGUUGCUUCUCAUUUAUGAUACGCAGAGAUGACCAUAAGAUUCGGCUUCGUAGCCUGUGUCUCGACAAAGUCACCGAUUCAACGCUUGUUGAUCUGAACAAGGGGGCAGAAGACCGAAUACAAUCUCUCAAGACUCACAGCCCUCGAUCCCUACACGCCGAGCAACAUACUCAACUAAAAACAGCCAGCCUCAAGCUAUGGAAUUGGUGCACGCAGGAAUUGCGCCGUGGGGAUGACAAUACACCACCUCAAAGACCCAAAUUCCUGACCCUGGUCCGAGUGCUCUCCUUGUCGAUGCUAGACCUAGCGCAACGAGACGGCGACAACUGCACCAAAACCAUCACCCAUCUAGAGCGACUUGCUAUAAAGACUAGCCGAUCGUGCAUUGCCAGCAAUGAACUUGAAUAUGCUCUCUGGACACUGCAGAAAGCCGUCGAAUAUAACGGACUGCUGCAGCGUAUGCAGGGCUCGCCAUCGGAAGAGCCACGUACAUGCAGCCAGUUCGAGGCCGAAUACAGCACGCUCCGUAUUGUGCUGGCCUGGAAGGAGGACCGGAUGGACGUGGCCGAGCAUCUGUAUGCCAGCGUCGCAGGCAUAAUGACAAAAGUCGAUACUGCAUCAGCUGAGCAACUUGCAGACGCUCUUUUUGAAAUAGGGAGGGAUUUGAAUCUGAAGAAAAACUCCGUUCUAGCGGCCAAAUGGUUGGAGAGGGCUCUGGAACUCAUCAAUUCCCAAGAAAUGAGCCAGUUGUCCCGGGAUGCCAUUGAAUUGAAACUUGCAAUCUCACAAGCACUGAUCCAAGCCUAUUUAGAUGUCGGGUCCCCAGAUUACAUAAACCGCGCUGAGAACCAUAUCGCAUACCUUGAAGAUGGGUUGGGUGACAAGCUCGUCGUCCUCCUCUUUCGAACUGAGGUUCUGCUCCGUUCUCCAGCCGAAACUUUCGACAGCAAGGCAUACGCUAGUAUUCUGCACCGAAUGAUGAAAGCUGCUGACAUCUCCGAAUCAUCUUUCAAGCUGAUUAUGCACCAUAUACGAAAACUUGAUGAGAAGGACAACAUCGCCUUGAGACAAGAGGAUGUCGACAGUGCAUUGAGAUGUCUAGAACAGAUCAGCGCAGUAUCUUCUUCGGAUCCUAACUACUUGUAUGCAUGUUGUUUGGAAGCUCAACAAGCACAAGAUAGGAUUACUACAAUCAAAGCACUGCAGCUCAUUGUUGACAAGGACCAACUCCGUUCUUCAAACGCUAUUCACCUCCCAGCACUAUUACGAACGCUCAUACGCCUCGAAAUAUCAGUUCUCAAUGAAGAGCAAAAAGUUGAUACCGAUACCGUUACAUUGGCCACAGAUAUCUGUAAUAUUUUCAAGGCCGCUGCCCAGGCGAUAGAAACAGAGCGUCGAGAUAUUAAGAGCGAAAAACUAUUUACCAUCGACGAGUUGAACUGGUUCAGCAAAAAUGCUUACAAUCUUGGACUGGAAAAUGCAUUGACAUGGGAAGCGCGUUAUGUCAUUGUCAUCUUAGAAUGUUGCCUCUCAAUUAUAUCGAGCUAUCCGUCAGACAUCUCGUCUCAAAUGGCGGCUGAUAUUUCAUUGCGCGGCAUGUUCUGCGAUUUCAUGAUAGCUACAAUGCUCCUCGCGUUAGCCCGUUCUGAGGAUAACACUGAGCAACGGCUACAAGACUACCUAAAUAUGCGCCGCCACAUACUGCACUUUCGCGAAGAAUUAGAAUCAAGAUCGGAUGCCCUAGAUCAAGCUUCACGAGAAGAUCUUCAAACGAAGCUUUCAACGCUCUUGGAUGACUUGAAAGGCAUUGUCCUUACAGCUCAACCGGGACGAAAUCCCUUGACUUACCAAGCAAUGGCAGACUGCAUCUUAAGAUGCCAACUUGUUCCAAACCAGGUCUUGUAUCAGACGAUGCGUGAGAUUAUCGAUCAGACCUGGAAGCUAGAGCACUUUGGCUAUGAAAAGCUAGCUAAGUAUAUGCGGUGUCUGCUCAAAGCCACCCUCCCAAUGGAACACCAUAUUCCUUUGAAUCUAAUGGGCGAGAUCUCCAAUAUGGCCAAAGAACUAGCAAACAUGAAUAAGGAGUUCCCACCUCUCGAACUAGAAUGGAUUACCGUUACGGCUUUCAAUCAUGGUGUUGACUUAUAUGGUGCCCAUGAAGACGACUUGAGCAAAGCCUGGAUCUCCCACGCGCUAACUAUUGCUCAUUAUCUUAGAGACGAUAAUGAAUUAGAAAAGCAGCUACAAGACAGAUACACGAAACUCAAGUGGGACGAGGCUCAACCCACCAAUUAG
Messenger RNA from Xylaria bambusicola, 3591 nucleotides. Its product is annotated as meiosis protein SPO22/ZIP4 like-domain-containing protein. NCBI's taxonomy places the organism in Eukaryota, Fungi, Ascomycota, Sordariomycetes, Xylariales, Xylariaceae. Bases 1 to 3591 code for a protein of 1196 amino acids. The record is from RefSeq and is a predicted model, not a curated record. The transcript has 14 exons. Gene Ontology annotation, molecular function: RNA polymerase II transcription regulatory region sequence-specific DNA binding. Gene Ontology annotation, biological process: meiotic cell cycle. Gene Ontology annotation, cellular component: nucleus.